AUGCCGUCGUUUGAUCGCAUUUACGCGUCAUCGCCAGUUCUCGCCAUGCCGCCGCAGGUUGCUCAUCAGGUUCCGCUCGGCAAAUCCUUCCAGCAGCACCAAGCCAUGUCUCUCAGCCAGCCAGUCUCAUGGCCAGCGCACCUCGUUCGAAGCUCCUCUGUUGCCGGGCGCAAGCGGUCCAGGGAUGAGGCAUCAGUCAACCUUGACCCUCCCGAAAAGCUGGUUGAGGCCCCUGUCAUCAAAGAACCUGAGGAUGAAUGGAUCUACGGCCCCGGCAUGACGCUCAUCAAGAAAAGCACCGGAUACAUCGCAGAUGCCAGUAGCCAGUCGGGCACAUGGGUCGAAGAACGUGCAGCCAAGGAAGAAGCGCGCAAAGCUGAAGCCGCUCUUCUAGCCCAACAGCAAUUGGCCCAGUCUCGGCCGUCCUUGAGAAGCCACAAAUCUCAGCGACUAGACAUGACGACAGCCGCAAACACUGAUGGCAGAUCCCCGAGCCGCCGCUCCAGCCCCACCCGUGAGGCGACCAACCCAUUGUCGGCCUCUUCAGAUUCCAUUGCGCAACCAAUUGUGGACGAGUUCACCCUCCAUCUCGGCGUUGGCUGGAGCCGAAUCAGCGAACACAUCGAAGCCGCCGCCCGCGGCUGGGCCCGCUAUAUCGAGAAUCACUACCCUGUUACCAACGUCAAGAUCUUGUUGGAAAGCCGUGGCCUCCAAUCAUAUCUAGUCGAAGCGAAUGAAGGAUACUUCCUCUUUGCCGAAAAUCUACGACAAGGCCGGCUUUUGAGUCGAACUCCCGAAAGAGCCCUCAGCAACCUGAAAUCCUCUCCACCUGUCUUUGACGGUCUCGAUACCAUGGAUGCCUCCGAGUCGCCCAAGCCUCUGGACUCGACACCCGGAGUUUUUGCGCACACCAAUCCCCUCGCCUCAGUCGAAAUGGACAUGAGCUGA
Canariomyces notabilis is the source of this 948-nucleotide messenger RNA. RefSeq lists its product as uncharacterized. Lineage: Eukaryota; Fungi; Ascomycota; Sordariomycetes; Sordariales; Chaetomiaceae. The record is from RefSeq and is a predicted model, not a curated record. Bases 1 to 948 code for a protein of 315 amino acids. The transcript has a single exon.